Molecule: messenger RNA, 3407 nt
Organism: Thrips palmi
Lineage: Eukaryota; Metazoa; Arthropoda; Insecta; Thysanoptera; Thripidae
Product: nucleolar protein dao-5-like
Exons: 5
Coding region: 303-3140 (945 amino acids)
Biological process (GO): transcription by RNA polymerase I
Source: RefSeq, a predicted model, not a curated record
AGUCUAUUUGUGGAAGGCAGCGGCUGGCCGCGAUGGUGUCCGCGAGUUGUUUUGAAAUCACACGUGUGUUUUUGGUGCAAUAACAUUUACGACUGUGUUCAAUUCUAGUCGCAUGCGGGCGAUCGGUGGUGGGUGCCCCGUCCAAUCAGCUGUGUUUUGGCAGCUGCAGUCAGGCUUGUUACCAGUUUCGUCUUCUGCUUGUCGCAGCUCCAUGGGUAACCUAACCUAGCGGAACGUGGACCAGAAGUACCGCUUUCGGGGCCGUGUGAUUGCGACUCCCCUGCCGGCCUCAGGAAGCGAAAAUGAAGUUCCCGACGCAGCACUACGACGACUCGAGCGACUCUGACGUCAUCCCGCCCACGCCGGCCGCCAAGUCCACGCCACUGGUGCAGGGCGGCCGAGGGAAGCAGUCCUCGUCCUCGAGCGCCUCGGCCUCUGCGGCGCAAGCGACGCCCAGGACGGCCAGCCACCACGCCAAUGACAGCUCGUCCGAGGACGAAGGCUCUCCGCAGGGCACGCCCAUGGCCAGGGCUGUGGCUCUGAAGAGGGAGCCCGUCUCCAACUCCAGCAGUGGCGAGGACGACAGGGACACCUUCAGGAAGCAAAUCCUGGCCCGUAUGGGCACGGUUCAAAGCAAGAGGCCAGACCAUACCAUGUCAGCUUCAGAGGAGUCUGACGCUGAAGAUUCAGAUGCAGAUACGACCACUGCGCCGAAGCAGCAACAGCAUCAAGAUGAUAGCAGUGAGGAGAGUGAUGAUGACGACGACAACGGGCAAAUGGCGCAAAAGGUAUCUGCAGUUCAUGUCAAACAGGAGAAACCUAGUGCUUCUGAGAGUAGUGAAGAAAGCGAGGAUGAAUCCAACGAACACGGCAAAGCCAAUGCACAUACUGCCGCUCAUGGCUCUGACGACAGUGAAAGUGAAGAAGAAGUGGAACGAAAACCUGUCAUAUCAAAAUCUCGUCAUGCCCCCGACAAUGAUUCCUCCAGCGAUGAAGGUGGUAGUGAUGGAGGAGAGGUGCAGAAUAAAUCAGUUUCUGUGAAUACUCUCAAAAGAAAGACUUCAGAUGUGUCAUCAAGUGAAGAUGAUGAACCAGCGUACAAACCAUCAUCCAACAUCAAUUCUAGAAAAGAUUCCAGUGAAGACGAAUCUAGUGAAGAUGAGGAACCUCCUCCUAGACCAACAUCAAAUAUUAAUUCUAAAAAGGAUUCCAGUGAUGAAGAAUCAAGUGAAGAUGAAGUACCACCUCCUAAACCAACAUCAAAUAUGAAUUCUAGAAAGGAUUCCAGUGAUGAAGAAUCAAGUGAAGAUGAAGUACCACCUCCUAAACCAACAUUAAAUAAUAAUUCUAGAAAUGAUUCCAGUGAUGAAGAAUCCAGUGAGGAUGAUAAAACUGCCUCACCAAAGGUUGCCAAUGAUGCCUCUAGUGACGAGGAAGUUGAACAGAAACCUGUCAUUACAAAAUCAAAUCGAGUUCCUGACAAUAAUUCCUCCAGUGAUGAAAGUGACAGUGAAAGGGAAGAGGUGCAAAGUAAAUUGGUGUCUAUGAAUUCUAACAGAAGAAAGGCUUCUGAUGAUGUGUCAUCAAGUGAUGAUGAAAUGGUGGUAGCAAAAGCAACAUCUGCUCUACAGAACAGCCGGCAACGCACAUCAGACAGUGAAGAGUCAGAAGAUAAUGACAUUUCUUCAGCACCCCGGAAUCAAACUUCUGUCCAGCCACAGGAAUAUUAUGACUCAAGUGAAGACGAACAAAAUAAUGAGCCCAAACAAAAAGUGGUGCAGAAAAUUGAUUUUGUUGAGCUUCCAAAAGUAAUCCAAAAAGUUGUACCCUUGCUCAAACCAACUCCAACACCAAUACCUAAAAAGCGCACAGCAGUACCUAACUGUGAGCUUAAAGGACCAGCCUUGCUAAAAGAAACUUUUAAGAAUGAUGAAAAGCUGGAAGCUCGAGAUGCUUGUCUUACUGUGGAGGAUAUUGGAAGUGAUGAAGAGAUAUGGCUUCUUCAGUGUCCUCAAUCUAUGGACAUUAGUGCAUUGAAGAAACAGAAUAUAAAUCUGUCUGGGGAAAGUGAUAUCCAAUUAGAAGAUGGUCCCUUAUUCAAAAGAUUCUCUAUCACCCCACAGCAGAAUUCAAACGAUUCUAUCAAUUGUUUACUACCUCAGAGAAGUAGCAGACAUUAUAAGAUUUCUUGCCUGCCAAUUAAGGGCAAGAUUGUUAUCAAUGAGCACAUCCAUGUCCCCAAAUUGCGGUUGCCUGCCACAAGUGGAAAGGAUCCUGUGCCGUUUCCAACUGGACUCAAAAUUCGCCAUCCUCUUCUUGGACCUGAGUACAAGAAACAUUUGGCUGAAGCAAGAAAAUCAAUUCAAGAGAACGCCCUUCUUAACAAGCAGUCAAACAAGAAAAAGAAACACAGUUUGGAUAACGGUUACUCUGACAAUGAAGGGUCAUUUGAUCUGAAAUCUCAGUCACAUGGAAAAAAGAACCGGUCAGUCAACCAGAAUGAAUCAGUCCUGUCUAAUUCGAAAAGCCAUAGUAGUUAUAAUGAUGAAGGGAGUAGUAAAAAGAAAAGAAAAUUGUCCUUGGAUGAUAAUGAAGAAAGUGGUAAAAAGAAAAAGAAAUUGUCAUCAAAUGUGAAUGAUUUUGUUAACAAUAGUUUUCUGGAUGACAUAGUUCAAAAGAAACGCAAGAGCUCCAAGCGAGAAUCAAUUAGUGAGAGCAGCCUAAAUGAAAUGAUAGACAGAGAGGCAGGUAGUAAAAAGGAUAAAUCUUCAAAUAGGAAAAGCUCCCUUUUGCCCGAUGAGAGUUCUCAUGAUGUGUCUUCCAAGAAAAAUAAAUCUAAGAAUGGAAGUGAGGUGGGGAAAGAGCGCUCCUGGCAUGUUCCUCAGGAAGAGGAAAUUCCUGUUAGUGUACUAAGUAACAAUGAUUCAAUAUCUAAAUCUAAGAAAAAGAAACGUAGCAAAGACCUAUUAGAUCCUUUAGAAAUAAAACAAGAGAGACUGGACUAUUCUGAAAAUGGAAUUUCCACAACCCCAAUUAAUGAAGCUAAAGCAAAAAAGAGGAAAAGGAAAGAAUGCGAAGAGGGUAGUGUACCAUUGGACCCUUCUCAAAUACCAUCAAAGAAAAAGAAACACAGCGUUUAAAUUUUCUUGAAGGUAUCUGUACACGGUUGGGAUUACAUUUUAAUUGUUAACUGAGAAUUAUGGUUGAAACUUUUCUGCUUUGUUAGCUAACUAUUGGGUCUUCAAAAUUAUUUUGAAGUUAAUGUAAUGUGUUUCACUGAAUUAUUUUCAGUCCUUUAUUGUUGUGAUUGUUAAACUUUAUUGUGCCUUAAGUUUGUAUAAACUUUGUUCACAUAUUUUUGAUAAAAUGUGGUAUGUGUUUCAUUAAAUAUGAAAUUUUGAUUACAA